Oreochromis aureus is the source of this 2181-nucleotide messenger RNA. Its product is annotated as schwannomin-interacting protein 1. Gene Ontology annotation, biological process: positive regulation of hippo signaling. The record is from RefSeq and is a predicted model, not a curated record. Bases 336 to 1181 code for a protein of 281 amino acids. The transcript has 7 exons. Gene Ontology annotation, cellular component: cell junction; plasma membrane. Lineage: Eukaryota; Metazoa; Chordata; Actinopteri; Cichliformes; Cichlidae.
GACAGGAAGUAAACCCCAAAUUCCAAAGUGGACCGCUGCAGGAAAGUUUCUCAAGUGAUUCCUUUGUUCGUAGGUUUGGACCGGGAGAAAGUGGAUAUAUAGCAUGAAACAAACCAGAAGUGAAUAACAGCAGCUGAGUGAGGAGGAGGAAGCUUCUGUGGACACAACGAAGAGUUCUUCGGUGAAAAGUCAGAGGGGCGAAGUUCCUAAUGGAAAGAGAGGGAAGGGGAAAGAUGACUAGGAGGAGCCGAGGAGGGAGCUGAGCUAUGUGGCAAAUCUCUGAAGCACUUCUCCGUCCGUGAAAGCAGCAGAGCCGCCUUUAUUUCGAAGACGCGAUGGAAGGAGAGAAGGAAAGACUGAGACAACAUCGGGAUGAGAAGGAGAGUAACGAAGCAGAUGAUUACGGGAAGUGUGAUGACGACAAAGACAAGGUCAAGGAAGAUGAUGAAGACUUGGUGGGGGCGGCGCUGGUCUGGCAGGAACGCUAUGGCGAGGACAAUCUAGGCCUUCCCAUCAUGCACUGGGAGGCCCUGAGCCUGCGUAUUGCUGAGCUUGAGAAGCAGGAAGAAGAGAAGAAGGAGAAGAGGUUAAAGACUGGGAUUUCUCUGGAGCAAAGCAGAGCCCCAGUCAGCUGGAAAGAGGAGCGAGGGAAGAGAUCGGAGAGCUGGGAGGAUGGAGACGAUGCCUGCAAUAGUCACGUGCUGGCACUGACCUCUCGCCUGCAGACACGGAUGAAUCUCCAGCUCUGCUUCAUCAACAACAGUGAAAGUGAAGAAGAGGAGGAGGAAGAGGAACAGAAGAAAGGAGAUGUUAGAAAGAAAGAAAGCAGCUCAUGGAGAGGAAGUGUUCAGAUUCACAAGGAUCCUCAGCCUUCAACCAAACCAGAGAAACAAAAGUCAAGAGGCUUCAGGAACACUCUGAAGAACCUGCGAGACCGACUAAGGACAGACCACAAGUCUUUGACUGCAGCUCGGAGUGAUCCUGUAGUCCAGCGGAGACAUUUGGAGCACAGUGAUUUGCAGGCUUUCACUAUCAAGGAGCUGAACGCUCUCUGCGCAUCUCUCAGCCAGGCUAUACAAGAUCUGAGCUCAGAGCUGGUGGGUCGCCUCCAGGUCCGAGACCAGCUGAGGACGGAGCAGGACGCCAUGCUGCUGGAGGUACAGGAUCUAACAUCACUGUGACAUCACGUUCACAUUGUGAGCAGCUGGGAGGAGUGGUUAUGGGACUUAAACAUUAUUAGGAUAACUCCACAAAGUUCUCCACAACAUCUGAGACAUUCCCUGCUGCUGUUGGUCUGACUGGUCAAUCACUGUGAAGUGUUAGUCUCUAUAAAUACUGGGACUGUUUUUAAUGUUCUGUGUUUUUAGGUGUGUAAGGGAAAUUUUGACCCACUAAAGACGCCCAUCUGCUGAUGAAUUACAUAUGAAACGAAAACCAGCAGAAAACUGCAUGUCAGUAAAAACCUGUGCCUUACACCAUUACAUUACAGUAUGGGUGUAAGGCCAUGUCAAAACCUCAAGGUUAGAAGCAUGAGGGGGAAAGAUGACACCCAAAAACAGGUUUGGUUUUGUUUGUUUGUGGUGGCGCAGAAAUGAUUCCGAUCCUCGUGGGAAGGUGAAAGGUUUCAUGAGUGUUACUGGAAUUCCCGUCUGUCCUGAAAGUGCUCUUAGAUCAUUCGCCUUCAAGCUGCAAACACUGAACCCAGAUCAGUGUCUGUACAGGCUAAAUGAUGAGGAGGGUCAUGUGCAUUUACAAAAAGGGUUUUUUUUUUUUUUUUAUUAAAAAAAAUAGUUUUACCAUCAGAUUUUAUUGCAUUAUGUUUACAUUAUGUUCAUUUAUUAACUUGAGCAUCCUGCUUGUACUUUACAUCAUUUCUCCCACAGUUACAGUAGAGACAUUUCCACACAAUAGUGAGACGGUCCUUAACACAGUAGUAAGAAGCCUAGCAGCAGUCCUGUCUAAAAUAUGGAUCUGGCGAGUGAGACUUAAACUCUUAACUCUGCAGUGUAAAAGGGACCAAUAUUGAAGAGCUCAUUAACAUAACAGUCUGUUAUUUGCUCUGUUUCGAUAUAGUCUUUUGAUCCUGACAUAAAGUCGUAUUUUUAUUCAUGCUUGUCUGUGUACACUUUUUAACUGAUGUUGGUAAAUAAAUGAAAAGUGCUCUUAAGUACAACAAAAUCA